AUGAUGAAUAUCUUAGCUGGCAGUAAAAGAAAACGGGCCAAAGGUAACAUGCCUAUGUGGUCGAAUCCAAUCGAUUUUGAUAUUAUCGAUCCCAGCGGUUCCCGUAUAAUGCAGGGUAAAUCACAAUUUUUCAAAAAAAUCCUACAUUUACUUCAUAUCGAAUGUAACCAUCUGUUUUCAGCCAGUCUUUACCCAGACGGUAUGACAUUAAACGAAGGAAAGCGAAAAAUUUGCGAUAUAACGCUAGCAAACGACGAGGAUUCGCUUAAUUUCAUCGCGAAAAUUACACAUCCAGUAACGGGUAUGACGGUAUAUGAGAUGCAAGAAAUCGCCGACAUUAUCACCAUACAGUCAUAUACGGACGACAUGAAUGGCACCCGAAUUGAAGCAAUUCGUCCCACAUUGCUCAGUCUAUUGUUCACCUGUGGAUGUACCUUCACACGGAAAAAAUGGAAUUUGAUCUCUCAAGACAUUGUUACAGCAAUUAUUGAGCCAAAAUCGUCAUUUUUCGAAGAGAACUCCGUAAAAAUGGAAUGGGUGACAAGCAGCGAGAAUGAGCUUCGAGUCGUCGCCGUGACUUUCGGUUUGGCACUGAUGGUUCGCGAAGCAUUCCCAUCUCUAAUUCAUAUACUAAAAGAAUUCCGUACACGACAUGCAUGA
Haemonchus placei is the source of this 660-nucleotide messenger RNA. NCBI's taxonomy places the organism in Eukaryota, Metazoa, Nematoda, Chromadorea, Rhabditida, Trichostrongylidae. The record is from the annotation of a GenBank genome assembly.